CUUAUCUUCAACUAAUGAAGAAAAAAAUAUCAGGGACAGAGCUAAAAAAUUUAACUUUGCCCUCGGCACUCGUGGAAUUUGAGAGGUUUUACAACACACAUUCUAACAUUGAUUACAGCGUUAUUCAGUAUGGUAAUUUUACUAACAGACAAGGUUAUCUAACAAUAGGGAUUCCUACUGUAAAAAGACGAUUAAAUGGUGACCACUACAUUUACACAACGCUAAACUCUCUUAUUUCUAACACCGAUGAAGGUAGAAUACAGGAUGUUGUUAUUGUGAUUUUCAUGGCAGACCCUGACGAAUCUUGGAAUAAUGAAAGUGCAAAAAAGAUAUAUGAUGAAUUUAAGCCUCAUUUUGAUAGCGGUUUCAUGCAGAUAAUAAAAGCACCUGAACAUAUAUACCCAGACUUUUCAAAUUUGCAGAAAACAAAACAGGAUUCCGCAGACAGAGUCCAAUGGAGAUCAAAACAAAAUAUUGAUUUCGCCUUUUUAAUGCUGUAUUGCCAGAAUCUUAGUACAUAUUAUAUACAAUUAGAAGACGACGUUCUGGUCGCCACUAAUUUCGUUAAAGAUAUCGAAAGUUUUGUUUUGAAUCGUACAAACCACUGGAUUUGUUUGGAAUUUUCGUAUCUUGGAUUUAUUGGUAAAAUGUUUCAUUCAAGUGAUUUACGAGUGAUUUCAUCAGUUUUGUUAACGUAUUUCAGUGAAACACCAUGUGAUCUUUUACUAGGAGGAAUCAUAAAAUUCUUAGGACAAAAUUCUCCUAUUCAUUCACCUGUUAGUUUAUUCCAACAUAUUGGUAAAAUUUCGUCUCUCCGGAAUAAAAUGAUGCCUUCUAUAGACCGAUUUUUCAAAGAUAAAGGAUCAAACAUUCUUCCAAUUAUGAAGCUACCAAAAGGCGAUCAUCCCGAUGCAAAGUUUGUAACUAAUAUGAAAGUCAUACCCGGUUUUCCACCGGAAAAUGUGUAUAAAAAUAAUUUAUAUUUUUGGGCUUCAUACCCUAGAAGUAAACAGUAUUUUAGAAUAAUUUUUACAAAAAAUUUGAAUAUGUCACGAUUAGUUAUUUCUACGGGUGAAAAUAUCAAUAAAACGGAUUUUUUAGAGCAUGGAGUAUUAAAGGUUGGUUUUAAUAAUAAACAAAGUAUUUGCAAUGAUUUGAAAGAAAUUGGUCGUUUCGUUGAAGGUGAAUUCGAUUCUUUAAUACAAGGAAUAGCUAUACCAGAAAAUAUAAAAUGCUUGCACAUAGAAGCUAAAAAGGGACAAAAACGGUGGUUGAUUAUAAGAGAAAUAGAAAUGUUCCAAAAUAAAAUAUGAAAUAUUU
Mytilus californianus (California mussel) is the source of this 1320-nucleotide messenger RNA. Its product is annotated as alpha-1,3-mannosyl-glycoprotein 4-beta-N-acetylglucosaminyltransferase C-like. The transcript is spliced from 2 exons. Bases 15 to 1313 code for a protein of 432 amino acids. Gene Ontology annotation, biological process: protein N-linked glycosylation. The record is from RefSeq and is a predicted model, not a curated record. NCBI's taxonomy places the organism in Eukaryota, Metazoa, Mollusca, Bivalvia, Mytilida, Mytilidae. Gene Ontology annotation, molecular function: acetylglucosaminyltransferase activity.